Emiliania huxleyi CCMP1516 is the source of this 2283-nucleotide messenger RNA. RefSeq lists its product as hypothetical. Gene Ontology annotation, biological process: proteolysis. Gene Ontology annotation, molecular function: serine-type endopeptidase activity. Bases 1 to 2283 code for a protein of 760 amino acids. NCBI's taxonomy places the organism in Eukaryota, Haptophyta, Isochrysidales, Noelaerhabdaceae. The transcript is spliced from 8 exons. The record is from RefSeq and is a predicted model, not a curated record.
AUGUUGUACACGUGGCUCGCCCUCGCCCUCGCCCUGUCACCGCGCAGCUUGUCCGUCCGGAGACGAGCCUCGGCCGCGCACAGCCGCCGCUGCGGGCCGCCCGUCGGCGCCGCGGAUGUCGACAUCUAUGGCCGUGCGGUGCUGGCGCCGCUCGAGGCGUCCGCGUCGACGGCAGAGCCGGUGGUCAAGGUGUACUCGGUGCACUGCUCCGUCAACGUUGCCAUGCCGUGGAGCAACAAGCCGCAGGAGGAGAGCACCGGCUCCGGCUUCACGAUGCGGCAGCAGCACGACGGCCAACUCGUCAUCCUGACAAACGCCCACUGUGUGGCCGAUGCGACGUACGUGGAGGUGCGUAAGGCGGGCGACUCGCAGAAGCACGUGGCGCAGGUGGCGCGCAUCGCGCACGAGUGCGACCUCGCCACUCUCACCGUGUCGGACGACGCCUUUUGGGAGGGCGUCGAGCCGCUCGAGUUUGGUCCGAUGCCGUCGCUGCAGGACGAGGUUUCGGUGGUGGGGUACCCGGAGGGGGGCGAGGGCGUCUCGGUCACGCAGGGCGUCGUCUCGCGCAUCGAGAUCCAGCGGUACGCCCACUCGGGCGCCAACCUGCUCGCGGUGCAGAUCGACGCCGCCAUCAACCCUGGCAACAGCGGCGGGCCCGCCCUCAACGCCGAGGGUGACGUGAUCGGCGUCGCCUUCCAGAACCAGCUCGACUCGCAAAACAUCGGGUACGUCAUCCCCGCGCCCAUCAUCGCCCACUACCUCGUCGACGACGCCCCCUCCGACCCGCGCCGCCCCGCCGGCUUCCCCUCGCUCGGCAUCUUCUGGCAGGCCCCUCGACCAGCCGCACGCUCUUCUCGCCGCUUUGUGCUGCGAUGUGUGACGACGGAGCGGCUCUCCUUUGCGCACCUGAUACACCUCAAGUUUGCGCACCAGACCAUCGGCCUGCGCGUGCUGCGCGCGGGAGAGGCGCGCCACACGCACCUUGUCGCCCCGCGAGACGCGCCCGCGCUUGCUCGUCUCCCUCUGCCUCCGCCUCCGCCUCCCCCGCCACCCCCACCACCUCCUCCUCCUCCUCCUCCUCCUCCUCCUCCUCCUCCUCCACCACCACCAACCACCACCGCCUCGCAGGAGCUCGAGCUCGAGGAGCUCGAGCUCGAGGAGCUCGAGCUCGAGGAGCUCGAGCUCGAGGAGCUCGAGCUCGAGGUUCCCGUGCGGCCGCUGCAGCGGCUCAUCCCGCCGACCGCCUACGACGAGCCCCUCCCGUACUUCAUCUACGCCGGCCUCGUCUUCGUGCCGUUCGUCGAGCCGUACCUGCACGAGUGGGGGGACGACUGGCAGCAGGACGCGCCGCACGAGCUCGUGCAGCUCGUGCUGUCUGGCGCGCAGAGCGAGGCGGCCGAGCAGCCAGUGCUGCUUUCGCGCGUGCUCCCCAGCCCGCAGACGGCGGGGUACCUCACGCUCGCCGACCGUCGGGUGCUCUCCGUCAACGGCGAGCGCGUCCUCAACUUGAGGCAGAUGCACGCGCUCGUGCAGCGGCUGCAGGCCGAGUGCGACCACCUCGCCUUCGAGGUGCAGUGCGUGGGCGGACCCGCCGUCAUCGCCAUCGACACGUCGACCGCCGAGCAGGAAGCGAAGGCGAUCCUGGAGACGUACCGCAUCCCCGCCGCCGCAUCCCCGGACUUGGCAGCGAAGGAGAAGGAGGCGGCGCGGCACGCCGAGGAGCUGCUGGCGGAGGUCGAGGCGGAGAAGCGCGCCAAGGGCAAGAAGGGCAAGAAGAAGAAGAAGGGCGGAGGGACAGGCGGGGCUGGGCCGUCGCAGGAGACAGAGGAGGGUGCCGAGGCGCCGUCGGAGGCAGACGCAGCCGAGGCCGCAAAGAAGGCCGAGGAGGAGAGAAUUAUCAGGCUUCUCGAGCAGUGUCACGAGGAGCGGAUCCGGCUCGGCAUCACGGCGGAGAGCCAGGCGGCGGCGUCGGCAGAGGUGGCCGAGGCUGUGCGCUUGGACGCUGAGGCGGACGAGGCGGAGGAGGAGGCGGAGGCGGACGAGGAGGAAGAGGCGGCGGCCGAGGCGGCGCUGGCGGAUGCCGAGGUGGCGAGGGCGGAGGCCAGGGCGGCGCAUGCAGAGGCCAAGGCGGCGCUGGAGGAGGCCAAGGCGGCACUGGAGGGGAGCGAGGCGGCGCUCGAGGAGGCGGCGGCCGCUGCAGACGCGAGGCGUGCCGCUGCGACCGCUUCGAGGGCCAGGGCGGCUGCAGCCAGGACGGCGGCGGAGGCAGCGCAGCGCUCGUAG